Messenger RNA from Alnus glutinosa, 1818 nucleotides. RefSeq lists its product as uncharacterized. The record is from RefSeq and is a predicted model, not a curated record. Bases 1 to 1818 code for a protein of 605 amino acids. Gene Ontology annotation, molecular function: DNA binding; protein dimerization activity. The transcript has 5 exons. NCBI's taxonomy places the organism in Eukaryota, Viridiplantae, Streptophyta, Magnoliopsida, Fagales, Betulaceae.
AUGGUAUCGGGAAGUGAUUAUCCUACCUCAAAUCUGUUUCUACUUGAGGUAUGGAGAAUGAAGGAAAUUCUGCAGUUGAACUGUGUUGAUAGGCAUGACUACAUUAGAUCAAUGGCAGGAAAAAUGACUCAGAAAUUUGAGAAGUAUUGGGGGGAAUGCAAUUUGUUGAAGUCCAUAGCUGCUGUCUUGGAUCCGAGAUACAAGAUGAAGUUGAUCAAUUUCUGUUUUCCUUUUAUUUACCCUGAUUUUGAUGCUGCUGAGCAGGCUGCAGUUGUUUCACAAAGUGUUUCUACACCAUGUGUCAGUAGAGUUUCCACAGCUCGAUCAAUGUAUCAGGAUCAUGUUAGAACUAUUGAUGUCAUUCGGCCUCUUAAAUCAGAUUUAGAUAUCUAUCUUGAAGAGGAUGUUGGUGAAGAUAUUGAUAACGAAUUCGAUGCUUUUGGAUGGUGGAAGCUCAAUGCCUUGAAGUACCGAAUUUUGUCUAAGAUGGUAAAGGACAUUCUAGCCAUACCCAUCACCACAGUUGCUUCUGAAUCUUCAUUCAGUGCAGGUGGUAGGAUUAGUGAAGGUCAUCUCCCGGUUAGAUACUUGGGGGUUCCCCUCAUCUUUAAGAGAUUGUCUGCAGCUGACUGUGAAGUGAUUGUUUCCAGAAUUUCUGCUCGCAUUGAUUCAUGGUUAUCCAAGCAUCUUACAUUUGCAGGAAGACUUAAGCUUAUCUCUUCUGUUCUUUGUAGCUUGCAGGUGUUCUGGACCCGGGUUUUUGUGCUGCCUAAAAAGAUUAUUCAUCUUUUAGAGCAGAAGCUUAAUAGAUUUCUUUGGUGUGGCUCGGAUGUUAAGGCUAAAGCAAAGGUUUCUUGGGAUAAAAUCUGUGUCCCUAAGAAGGAAGGGGGGCUGGGCAUCAAGAGGCUUGAGGUUUGGAACAAAGCUUCUGUGAUGAUUCAUAUCUGGAAUUUAUUUGCUAGGGCUGGCUCUCUUUGGGUUGCUUGGGUGGAAGAAGUGUGGGAAAUUUUCCUAUGGUUUGAUUCUUGGCAUCCAGCAGGGUAUCUUCUUGAUCGGUAUGGUUUCCGAACUGUUUAUGAUGCUGGUAGAGAUAUUGGUCCUAAGCUAUCUUCCAUUAUUAGGAAUGGUGAAUGGUAUUGGCCAAGUGCUCGUUCGGACAACCUUGUAGAGAUUCAAAGCAGGCUGUCGGAGGUUGUUAUUGGUGGAGAUGAUCUUCCUGUUUGGAAAAGCAGCAAAGGAGUCUACUCUUGUGCAGAAACUUGGGAUCAACUUAGGGUAAAACUUCCUUCUAUGGAGUGGCACAAAGUGGUGUGGUUUUCCCAAGCUAUUCCUAGGCAUGCUUUUAUCCUAUGGUUGGCUCUAAGGGAUGCUCUAGUUAUAAAGGAGAAGAUGUGUUCUUGGGGUUUCUUUGGUCCUAGUGUGUGUAUGUUUUGCUAUGGCUGCAACGAAAGCUGGGGACAUCUCUUCUUUGAUUGUAAUUUUAGUAGACAGAUUUGGCGGGCAUUGAUGUCUAUUUGUCUAAUUCCAAACCCUUCUGUAGAUUGGGAAGAGGUGAUUCGGUGGUUUGUCAAAGAUUUGCAAGGUACAAGCUUAAAAGCUACUGCUUGCAGGCUAAGCCUUGCAGCAGUUGUAUAUCACCUAUGGUGGCAGAGAAAUGCCCUUCUGCAUGGCAACACUCCUAGAACAGAGGAAGAUAUAGUGAGCCAAGUCAAAAGGCAAGUUGGGUCUAGGCUCCUGGCAAAGGGAUCAAAGCAAAGUGUUACAAAGAAUCUUGCUCUUGCUUAUAAUUGGAAUCUACAGGGACUCUUAGAUUAUUAG